AUGAAAUGGGAUAAAGGUGCAAAAGAAGGAAUUGUCGUCGCUGGUGGUCAAGGCGAAGGAAAUGCUCUGACACAAUUGUCUUAUCCUACCGGAUUAUUCCUCGAUACAUUGGAUACCAUCUAUGUGGCGGAUUCGUCGAAUGAUCGAGUGAUGCGUUGGCCUAAAGGAGCGAAACAGGGCACUGUCAUUGUGGGUGGAAAUGGUCGAGGAGAAGGAGCUAAUCAAAUCGCCUUUCCCACGGGUUUGUCCUUCGAUCGACAUGGCAAUCUCUAUGUCGUCGAUCGAGAUAAUGAUCGAGUGCAACGAUUUGCUAUCGAAUAG
Molecule: messenger RNA, 321 nt
Organism: Rotaria sp. Silwood1
Lineage: Eukaryota; Metazoa; Rotifera; Eurotatoria; Philodinida; Philodinidae
Source: the annotation of a GenBank genome assembly